AUUAAUAUUGUUUGAUUGUAUGCAACAGCUAGUGACGGUCUGAAAAUCAAUUUAUUUAAUUUGUAAUCUUAUUUUUGUCUUUUGGACAGAUUCAGAAUCCCAAUGAUGCAGCCCACCGAAAGGAUUCUGCGAACAAGGGGAGAAAUUUUUUAACACUGCUCUCCCGAAAGGAUGUUCUGUACUUCAUGUUCUUCCUGUGGGACGUAGUAAAUUGCUUGUCUACUGUCUCAGAAGCCUUCCAGCAAAGAGAUGUCACUAUAGCGGAUGUGUAUCAAGAACUUGAGGCAGCAAAAUGCAUCCUUGAAAAAUACAAAGCCAGGGAUGGACCAAAACUCAAGAUGGUCAUAGGUCUGGAUGAGUACAACGACAAGGGACAAGUACUGAAAGGCCAGUCAACAUCCUUUACUUCCUACAGAAAGAGGCUGAUUGAUGGCUUGCUGAAAAGUCUGGGUAGUCAGUUUGAGGUGGACGAGAACCUCAUGAAAGCUGCAACCAUAGUGAAACUGGAGUUGUGGCCUCAGCUACUAUCUGAAGACCAAGAUUUUGGAGAUGACAAGGUCGCUGUACUUCUUGGUAAGCUUGCUCCAGCACUGGAUGCAGCUGGUAUGGACAGCAACCAGAUAGAGCCAGAGUUCACCAGACUCAAGUGCCUUCUGUACCAGAGCUACCCAGAUAUCAAAUCGCUCUCCUGGGAAACAAUCAACAGGGGCAUGGUGGCCAAAUGUCCCAACAUCCUUGCGCUAAUCGACCUGGUCUUGACAUUCCCUGCUGGCAGCGUGGAGGCUGAGAGAGGGUUUAGCCAAAUGGGAAUCGUGAAAAACGACUGGAGGAGUUGUUUGCUCGACAGUAAUCUGUCAGAUUUACUGAUGGUCUUAUUGGAAACCCCGGAGGUUGGGGAGUUUGAUCCGAGCGAAGCCAUCCACCUAUGGAAUUCAGCAGGCAGCAGAGCCAGAAGACCAAAUUACAUGGAGGAUGCUGGUGAUGUAGAGGAGGAGGAGGAGGAAGACUUUGUCCCUGAUGAGGAGUUACAGCAGCUGGAAGACAAGGCCAAUGAUGACCUUGCCUUCAGCAUGCCGGACGACUGA
Priapulus caudatus is the source of this 1085-nucleotide messenger RNA. RefSeq lists its product as uncharacterized. The record is from RefSeq and is a predicted model, not a curated record. The transcript has 4 exons. The coding region runs from base 186 to 1085 and encodes 299 amino acids. Gene Ontology annotation, molecular function: protein dimerization activity. Lineage: Eukaryota; Metazoa; Priapulida; Priapulimorpha; Priapulimorphida; Priapulidae.